UUCUUCCUCCUCUCCUUCCUUCCUGCAGCCUCGGCCCUUCUGAGCUGAAAAAGGAAGAUGAGAAGCCGCCGCUGCAGCCCCGAACAGAACCGACACUGAACCGAACCGGACCUCUAGUGGAAUGUCGGCGGAGCGGCUGCUGUCGGAGCGCAGGCCGAGCCCAGCUGCCGAACCCCGGCCCUGAACGCGACGCGACCAGCCUGGAGCAGCGGGGCGGGUGGAGCUGCAGCCCCGCCGGGCCGGACCGAACCGAACCGAGCCGAGGAGAGUUCCUGUCAUCCACCGUCCUGCCUGCCGGCGAUGCAGAGAAACCUGCGGGACUAAAGAGUCGACCGCAUCCUGAAACCAGAACCGAACUGAAGCCCGCUUCAGGUGGCGGCAUGGAGCGCUCCGGCAGCAUCCAGCUGGACAUCCCUGACUUCAGCAACUCUGUCCUGUCGCACCUGAACCAGCUGCGGGUCCAGGGCCGCCUCUGCGACAUCGUGGUCAACGUCCAGGGCCAGAGCUUCCGCGCGCACAAGGUGGUCCUCGCCGCCAGCUCGCCGUACUUCCGCGACCACAUGUCGCUGAGCCAGAUGAGCACCGUGUCGCUGACGGUCAUCCGCAACCCAUCCGUGUUCGAGCAGCUGCUGACCUUCUGCUACACGGGCCGCCUCUGCCUGCAGCUGGCUGACAUCAUCAGCUACCUGACCGCCGCCAGCUUCCUGCAGAUGCAGCACAUCAUCGACCGCUGCACCCAGAUCCUGGAGGGCAUCCACCUGAAGAUCAGCCUGGCUGACGUGGACGAGGCGACAUGCGACGACGACGACGACGCCCCGCCGCGGGCGGCCCGGCCCGGCAGGACCAUGGAGGCCAUGGUGCGCGGUGGCGGUGGCCAUCACUGCGGGCUGAAGCUGCUGGGCGCCAGAGGCGGCACGGAGGCGUGCGAGGUCAUCAGCCCGGCGGAGGAGCCACUCAGCCCGCCGCCGACCGUGGAGCACAGCGGGCUGGUGGGACCUGGCGCCACCAGCAGCAGAACCAGCAAGGAGCCGAUUCUCCGGAUCAACCGGGCCGGCCAGUGGUACAUGGAGACGGGCAGCGAGCCAGAGAGGACCGACAGCGCCGAGGAGGGCGGCGGCGGCGGCGGAGCAGGCGGAGGCGUGGACCGCAUCAGGAUCAAAACGGAGCGCAUGGAGGACUGGAUCGGAGCCGGAGGGAACCAGGCGGAGGCGGCGGCCGCAGAGGAGGGCGGAGCCACGGUGAUGAUUGACACGUCGGGCCGCAGCACGCUGAUGACGGCGCCGCUGGGCGGGCUGGGAAUCCGCAGUGGACAGGCGUCCUCCAGCUUCAGCGAAACGGACCGGUUCAGUCCCACCGGCAGCGUGGUCGUCCUCACCGAGCGCCAGAGAGCGAAGAGCGAGUCUCCGAGCCGAGCCGACGAACUGCGGCAGCCGAGCUCUCAGGGCGAGGAGCACGCGGCGUUCGACAUGGGCGGCUACGAGGAUUACCUGAGGGAGCAGGUGGGUGAUCGCUGGUUCCGCUACAACCCGCGGCUCACCUGCAUCUACUGCUGCAAGUCCUUCAACCAGAAGGGCAGCCUGGACCGCCACAUGCGGCUGCACAUGGGCAUCACGCCGUUCGUCUGCCGCAUCUGCGGGAAGAAGUACACCCGCAAGGACCAGCUGGAGUACCACAUCCGCAAGCACACCGGCAACAAGCCCUUCCACUGCCACGUCUGCGGGAAGAGCUUCCCCUUCCAGGCCAUCCUCAACCAACACUUCCGCAAGAACCACCCGGGCUGCGCGCCGCAGGAGGCCCACAGCGCCUCGCCCGAGACCACCACCGCCUCCGUCCCGUCCCGCGGCGGCGGCCCGAGCGACGAGGCCUCGCCCAGCCAGGAGGAACCCGAGGCCGGCGGCGGGAGCAACAGCGGCCAUUACGCAGACGGCCCUCAGACCUCGGUUUCCACCACGGGGCCCGACUGACCCGGGCGGAAACGAGGCGAACGCCACGCCGGUCCCGUCUGAAGUCAACGCACACCUCAGAGUCCGAAAUGAGAUUCUUACCGCUUUAAACCGCAUCUACCUUCACUAACCAGACAGAACAGAUUAAGCUAAAGAUGAAGAAUUGCCACACACUCCUACAACCUCACACACACACACAACGCUCAGCGGCGCGCCGCCGUCGACUUUAUGUUGCAGGUUUCUACUUUUUGGAUUUCCGGGUUCACAACGCAGCAUCACGACUAGCGGUGCACCGAUUACCGAUUCCGGCCGGUUCCGAUUUUUAUGUCUGAAUUUUGCUAAAUAUCGCUGAGUUAGCAACAGUGGGUCAAACCUCUCUUACUCUGGAGCAGAAGAGGACAGACCUUUUCUUGAGGAAAUCGGGCCAAUUUAUCGGUGCACCUCUAAUCCCAACUGUCCGGGGGAGAAGGAGGGCUUUGCCAAGAUACUCAGUGCCAGUUUUACGGUUCAAAUCCUUUUUAUUUGCCUUGAGACAAUCCGGAGCAGUCAGGUUAAUAAUAAUAAUAAUCAUUGCGCUCCAAGUGCCACAGCGAUGACUGUUUCGUUGGAAGAGUUACAUUUCAGCGCCCCUGGAGUUUCAGACUUCGUCACAUUUCAUUUUUUACACUACAAACAAAAAACUGCAGCUCUAACUUUUCCGUCAUCAGUUUCAAGACAUUUUGCUCCGUUUACAGCUUUAUUCAUUUAUUUUUGUUGCUUACAGGAUGGUGGCUUCAAAUAUAUCAGUUUAGAUUAUUUUGACUUUCAUAUUUACUGUUUAAAUCUUCAUCAUCAAUAAUCAAUAUCUGUGAUAAAAAGAAAUCGUUCGGCUUUACCAAUGCUGAAUUUGUUGGUUUAAAAUGCUAAAUCAGUCACAAAGUACGACAGAAAAACUAGGGAUGCUCGACAUUAGCAUCAACAUCGGUAUUGACCCAUAUUAGCUGUUUUACUGAUAAGUAAAACUGAGACGAUACAAACAGACAAUGUUUAUUUCCAUCUUGUUGCCGUUUUUUUCUGGAGGGAGUUAGCCAUGCUAACAAAAAGCUAGUUAAGCUAAACCUAAUGCGCUAUAAUAUCUUUAGAAGAUAUGUUUUGUUUAUAUCUUGUUCGGUCCAUCUUGUUUUGUUUCUUUAUGUAUGUUGCUAAAACUUAUUGAGGGAAAACAGAGAGAACGUGAGGGCAGGAAGUGAAACAGUUGCGUAAUCGGCCUUCAUCCACUUCAAAAUAAAAGCAUGAAUCUAACGUUGAACUAUUCAAAAAUAAAAAUUAAAAGUUUACAAAACAACCAAUAAAAUUGGUGCUUUAAAAUGAAUCCAGAAAUGUUAAUUUAGGCUAAGUUAAGUGGGAUAAACGACUAAAAGUUAGCUAAAAAGCUAAGCUAAAAAGUAGCUCGGCUCUUAGCGAGUUAGCGGACGUUAGCAUUUGAGAAAAUAUAUAAUAUCGGUAAAUAUCAGUUAUCGGCUGUAGCAGCAAUACUAAUAUCAGAUAUCAAUAUCAACCAAAAUUUACAAAUUUUGGUUGAUAUUUCUCUUCUGAAAGAUAUUUUAUUUUAAAAUUACAAUAGCUAUUGUUUAUAAUUAUCCUUAAAGAAUAAUUGUACUAAAUAAAUAAUAGUAGCUGUAAUUCAAAUUAAAUGUGCAAAAAAUCCGUCUAACAGAAAGAAAGCAUGGGAAUAAAAGACGUCUGUGGAGAAAACCAGAGUUGGGCUAAACAAUGUUUUGUAGAGAAUAAUUUUUGUUUUUAGGUUUUUCCUUUUAGGUCUUUAUUAAUUGGUAGCUGAGCAGAAAGCAGAGCAGAGGGAUCCGAACCCUGGACUGUCGGCUACCGAUCCACAUGAUUUUUACAAUUCCUGCCUUUUUAAAUGUGAUAUUUGAAGCCAUCAUCCGCAGAGAAACUCCAGUCUCGCUGGUUUAUUAGUUCAAUUGGCUGUGAAAUAUUUAACCGGAUCAUGUUGAUGUUUGCUAACUGUGGCGGUGAAACCUUCCAAGUUUCUCAUAGAUUCAGCCUGAACCACCUGGCAGCGGGACAAACUACCGAACAAACUCCCAGUAGGACAGAAACAGUCUCAGAUAAGCUACACAGCUCGAUAAUUACCUCUCAUCACUACGCAAUACAGCUGCUGCUCACUCAGCACCACCGGGGGGCGCUCUGGUCCCCGUCAGUCUUCUCAGAUCGGUUUUAUAAACAGGUCUUGGUUUCUCUGUCAUCACUGUACACAUCUGUGCUUUUGACAAUGAAGCUUAUUAUUUAAAGGAGGAAAUGAUCAGAAGUCUGUCGGUUAAUGACACAUUAAAUCUUCUGCACUCCACCUGAAAUAUAACUGACUGUAUAACUUUAAUUUUACCAUAACAAUUAAAACUCCUCUCAACACCUUGUUUAAUAAUACAGCUUACUGUUAUAAAUCAACAAACUAUUUAUUAUGCUUAAAUUGGCCAUAUAUUACAUUUAAAAUAGUUUUCUAAAUCAAUCCAUUUUACAAAAAUACAACUUAUCUGGGCCUAGAAAAAAAAGAAUAAAAUUUCAAAGACUUUAAAGAACCCAAUUUAGUCCUAAAAAUCCAGUUGGAUUAAAAAAAAUCUAAUUUUUAUCACAAGCUGUCUCAAUAAAUGUAAUUAAAUGCAAUUAAUGAGUAUUAAACCGAGCUUAAUUUGGUCAGUUAAACUGUAGAAUGACUUCAAUCCAACAUUAUUCUGUUUCCUGGCUAACAUUUUUAGAAUGAGCUAGUGGAAUAAACAUAUCUAAAAAAUAACUUAAAAUCAUUUUUUAGGAAUUAUUUACGUUAUUAAUUUGAAUGUUUCAAGGUUGAGACUCAAAAAAAGACUUUACAUUUCAUAUUUUGCUGGUUCAAAGAGUGUCUUUGUUUCUGUGAGCUUCUGUUGCUAAUUUCGCUAACAUAGUUAGCCAAUGCUAAUAUAAUUAGCUGAUGCUAUUUUUGCCUUCAAAAUUUAACUCUUUCUGGAUGUUUCACUUGCAACCAAGAAAAAUAAAAUGUAUCGGAAACAAAGAAAAUAAGCAAAGCAAAACAAAAAGUUUAAGAGUAGAGCAAAGAAACUGAAAGCAUUGUUUAGCUAGCUGCUAGCUCGUUACGUCAGGUAGCUAGUACCUUGAAAAACAAUGGAAAACGAUUCCAUUGUUAACCAUUUAUCACCCCAAUCUUAAAUAGACUUGAGACAUAAUAUAAGUCGACGUUUGGAAGCAGGAUUAUUGUUUUCAGGUGAAUCUCAGCUAACCUGAGUGAUUUUUGAACAUAUGCUAAUUAGAUGUGGUUUUAUCCAGAGUGCAUUAGAUGUACUGUGUCAUUAACGGCUGAAGAUCUGGGAUUAAAACAAAUAAACGGAGCUCUACCCUGUCAGACCAGAUGGAUGUAAAAACCUGGCCGUUUUAAACCUCCAGACAUUGCAUGUCAGAGCAACUGGCAACCAAAGGACAGCGGCCAUUUUGGUCCUCCGAAACGCCCAAACUUCCGCACUUAACGCCAACUAAGAGUCGUGGUAGAAAAAGUUUUUUAAAAACAGAACAAUAACAAAUCUACAGAUAUUAUCAGACAGAUGUAUUUAAACUACUUAGAUGUUUUUUUUUUUUGGCUUAUAAAUGUAAAUGAGUUUAAUCGAGGCGUGUGGGAGGUAGCACAUGGAUCCGCUGUUACUGUUUUCUACAGGACUGUGAAUCUGAUUCUCAGUGGACAGUAAAAAACGUUUUUUUAUGCAAGUGAAGCCAGCGGCUCCGUCCUCACACUGAGCGACUCGAGAUUUUCCUCUCGGAUCUCACAACCAGAGCCGCCACCAUGCUCACAUUCAGGCCUAACCAGGAUCUAUCAGGUAUAAAGACUUUCUUCUUUAGUCUCUCAAAUGGACGUUUUCUGUUGGUUUUUUCCCUUUGUAGCAGAGCAUUAACGGUUAAACCUCAGUGCAGUUUGCACACUGCAGAAAUAAAAUAUUCAUGUACAUGCUAGCAGCAGGUAAAAAUAUGUAAAAUAGUAAUUUUGUGAGGGACAACUGGAUUACAGAAAAUAAAAAAGAGGGCUGGGCAAUAUGAGAAAAUAUACUAAAACCACAAGACCUCUGUAGGUGUACUGCAGCCACAUUUAAUACAGACUUGAAUGGAAAUGUAGUGAUUCCAACAGAUUUCGACUUUGUUUGUUACAAAUGAAGACAGUUUAUUGUGUAAUAUUAUUACAAUUUCAUAAUUUUCACCUUAAAAUGACCAUUUGGAGCUGUGUGUGUCAUUUUUAUACAUUAAAUCCAACAUUUCAUUCAUCUUUAUGAUGUGCAUCAAAAAAGUGCUUUUAAUCUCUGUAAAAAAGCACAAUCUGGCUAACUGCUUCUCAGUUUUUAUUUUUACUUUCUUCCAAGCGUCAUAAAAAACAAACAUGAAUCUAAUCUGGUCACAUUAGGAUGAGACUUCAUGUUCAGAAGCCACCAAAAUGCUAAUAACUAGCUAAUAUUAUUGUCCAAAAUUAGACUUAAGCAAAGGUAUUUUUGUUCCUUUGUAAAAACUGAAAAUACAGCAACAAUUAGCAUUACCUAACACUUUGAAACUGUAAAAUAUUUAGGUAACUAUGCAAAUCUAAAACCUUCAGAUUUUUAAUCUACCAAAGGUGGAGAAAAGAUUUUAGUUGAAAUCCAGUUCAGGCUACAAUAUUUUUACAUAUUUGUGUUGUUUUUUUUCCCCCUUUUCUUUAAACAAAGUGUGAGUUCAAAAUGUAAAAAAAAUUGUCUGAACCAGUCCAAACUGUUUAAUUUGCUGUGGUCAAAAUGCUAACUAUUUUAAGUCAAAAUGUUUAACUAGUUUCUGUUAAACUGUAGGCUAAUCGCUGUUGGGAAGUGUAGUUCUUUAAAGGAAAUAAAAACAUGAAAAUGUGCCAGAACAGUCAAGCUAGGUGCCAACUGUAAUUCAGUUUGAUUUAUUUGACAAAAAUAAAUUUUAACUCUUGAUACUUUGAAACGACUUCAAACCAAUCAGUGAACCAGUUUAAUUUGUAAUUAGUGGAAAAACCUUUCUAGAUAUUUGUUCAAGGCUAAGCAGAAUACAGUAAUAAGAAAUCUAAAAAAAAUAAAAAAUAAACAAUUUUUAUAGCAUUAACUUACAGCAUUAAAAAAGUUAAUGCUAAUUUGUUUUUAGCCUACUUAAGUUUUAGACUUUUAUAGUCCUUUUGUGGAAAAUGUACAGUUUAAAUAUUAUUUCCUGGCUUUAAAUAAAUAAAUGACAGAGCAGCUCUGAACCGGUCUGAACCGGUUCCGACUGGCUCAGUCUAUCAAAAUAGCCUGGUUGCUGAUUUUCAUGUUGUAUUCUUAAAUCUCAUGAUUUAAAACUUUAAACUGCAACACAAAUGGAUUAUUAAAUUAUAAAUACAAAAUUAAAAUUAAAAAUGUACAAAUAUUUAUGAAUCAUAACAAGUAGAGAGUUAUUAAAACAAUGAAAAGGAAAGAAUACAAUAACCCUACGGUAAGUUAAAGCCUUUCUUUAAAUUUAAGGUUUUAUUUUUUUUUGUAAUUUUUUAAUCUUUCAAUUAAAAACUUCCCAUGUUAUAAGUAUUAUUAAUAUAAUAUAAUAUUCCUGUAACCGAAUACCUCACUUAAUUGUCUAAAUGGUUGUUUGAGAUGCUAAUCCAUUGUUAGCUUCUAGCGAGCUAAAGCUAAUGGAUGUGAAGAUUUUAAAUUUAGAGAAAUGUUCUAUAUUUAUUUAAAGCUUUAUUAGUUGUUGGUUUCCUGUAAAAUGAAGUUGUAUUAAUUGUGGCUCAGACAUCUUGUGUUUUUUAAAUAUAUUUUAAAAAUACCGUAUAUAAAAAGUAAAUGUUGCCCAGCUAGCAACACAAAGACGUUAACCCAGUUUGUCCUCCUGAAACUUCAGGAACAAACAUUUAAGUUUAGGAUGUGUUUUUGCAUAAAGUCUUGAUUUAUUUUAAAGGUGCAGUUUUUAAAAAUGCCACGAUAAGCCUUUUAAUUUUUCCUCUAGUUGUUUUUGGUUUGGCUGAGGUCUCUUCAUUUAUUAACACGUUGUUUUUAGCCAGUUAGUCGGAAACGAACCAGAUUGGUUCUGGUUCUGUUAAAGGAAUCCAGAGGGAAAAGUCGGAUCUGCGUUUUCGUUUUUUUGCUGUGAACUUUUUCUUUCUCUUCUGUCUUCAUUUUUAUUAUUUCCCAACAAAAUAAACCCCAAACAAACGACUGCUAAAUUUUAACGAGUCAUUGCGAAGUGACGAUCUUCCUGCCUCCGAACUUCGUAAAAUCCGACAUUUCCUUCUGAGUUAUUCCGCCUUAUUUUAUUUUACUCUCUAAAUAUUUUCAUGUUCAAACUGUGAAAAACAGCCAAACCUCAUCACCUACAUCAUCACCUGGGCUCCAUUUUGUUUGUUUUUGGUAACUCUGCUUUUCUACAACAUGCCAAACUUUGUUUUCUUGUUUCUUUAGCUUAAGUCUGAAACUACUUGCUUUUUAAUAUUUUUUACUGUGUGAAUUUAAUGUUUAGUAUAAAGAAUAUACAGUAACUUUGACCACAAUAUGCCUAAUUAUAAAUCAAAUCAUUUAAACAUAAUCACUUAAUGAGAUUACUCCUUACUGUUGAUUCCUCAAAGUAUAUCCUAAUAUAUUGAAGCAGAAAAUGAAAUUUAGUGAAUGAACUUUUAAUAUUGUACUUUUUGUUUGUUUUUUAAGGAGGUACCUGAGGAGCUCUUAAUAGAUGAACCUGAAAGGUUUUAUGUGAAGCUCUUAUGUUGCAUGUGUCUGUUGCUAAAUCAUGUUGGAAACAGGGGUGGGAGGGGGGUUGUAUGUGAAGGCCAAAGGUCGAUUAGUUCAAGUAAAAAAAUAAAAUAAAAUGUGAAGAAGCUUCUUUCACGAUGACCACUAGAUCACUCACAGGUUGUUUCUCCUCCAGAGGAAAUAAAGCACUUUAAGUGUAAACCU
Messenger RNA from Poecilia latipinna (sailfin molly), 8881 nucleotides. It is a transcript of the gene zbtb37, whose product is annotated as zinc finger and BTB domain containing 37. The coding region runs from base 381 to 1964 and encodes 527 amino acids. Lineage: Eukaryota; Metazoa; Chordata; Actinopteri; Cyprinodontiformes; Poeciliidae. Gene Ontology annotation, biological process: regulation of transcription by RNA polymerase II. The record is from RefSeq and is a predicted model, not a curated record. The transcript has 4 exons. Gene Ontology annotation, molecular function: DNA-binding transcription factor activity, RNA polymerase II-specific; protein binding; RNA polymerase II cis-regulatory region sequence-specific DNA binding.